CCACUUCAAAAAAAUUUCCACAACCACAAUUCUGCACAGACCUCAAUCAAGAAUCCUCUCUCUCUCUCUCUCUCUGGAUUCCACCUCCGCUCUCCAAGUUCCUAACCGCGAAUCCAUCGCCUUAGACCCCUGAAGAUCUCUGUGGGAGAGAGGGAGUGGCGGAAUGAUGUCGCUCACCCCGGAUCAGUUUAGAAAGGUCGGGUUGGGCGUGGUUCCGUCUCCGUCCCCGUUCCUCACGCCUCGGCCGGAGAAGCGGCGGGCGGACUGCAGAGGCGGCGAAUUAUGGAGCUCGAACCGGCACGAGAAAGAUAAGGAGGUCAACGUGCAGGUUCUGCUGCGGUGCAGGCCAUUAAACGAAGACGAGCAAAGGUUGAAUGUGCAAAAGGUCAUCUCGUGCAAUGAACACAGAAGAGAGGUCAAUGUCAUGCAGAAUUUAGCCAACAAGCAAAUAGAUAGGAUUUUCACUUUCGACAAGGUUUUUGGGCCUAAAGCACAACAAAGAUCAAUAUAUGAUCAAGCCGUUGCUCCCAUUGUUAAUGAAGUUCUCGAUGGUUUUAACUGCACCAUUUUCGCCUAUGGGCAAACAGGCACCGGUAAAACCUACACAAUGGAGGGCGGGAUGAGAAAAAAGGUUGGUGAACUGCCCGCUGAGGCCGGCGUCAUUCCACGAGCAGUUCGUCAAAUUUUCGAUACACUAGAAGCACAAAAUGCUGACUAUAGUAUGAAGGUGACUUUUUUAGAACUCUACAAUGAAGAGAUAACCGAUUUACUAGCCUCCGAGGACUCCUCACGCUAUAUGGAAGAUAGACAGAAGAAGCCAAUAUCACUGAUGGAGGAUGGAAAGGGUUGUGUGGUUGUAAGGGGCCUCGAGGAAGUAGCAGUAUAUAGCGCAAAUGAAAUCUACACUCUGUUAGAACAAGGAGCAUCGAAAAGGCGAACGGCUGAUACCUUGUUGAACAAGCGUAGUAGUCGGUCUCAUUCCAUCUUUUCCAUUACGACCUACAUAAAGGAAGCCACAGUUGGAGAUGAAGAGCUCAUAAAAUGUGGCAAGCUUAACCUUGUAGAUUUGGCAGGAUCAGAAAACAUUUCUCGAUCAGGAGCAAGGGAGGGUCGUGCAAAAGAAGCUGGAGAAAUAAACAAGAGCUUACUUACCUUGGGCCGUGUGAUAAAUGCACUUGUGGAGCAUUCUCCUCAUAUACCUUACAGGGAUAGUAAGCUGACAAGACUUCUAAGAGAUUCUUUGGGAGGGAAGACCAAAACAUGCAUUAUUGCUACUGUUUCUCCUUCUGCUCAUUGCUUGGAAGAAACAUUAAGCACACUCGAUUAUGCUUAUCGUGCUAAAAACAUUAAAAAUAAACCAGAGGCGAACCAGAAAGUGUCAAAAGCUGUGUUGCUUAAGGAUUUGUAUGCAGAAAUUGAGAGGAUGAGAGAAGAUAUCCGAGCUGCAAGGGAAAAGAAUGGUGUUUAUAUUUCCCAUGAAAGAUUUGCCCAAGAAGAGGCUGAGAAGAAGGCAAGGAAUGAAAGGAUAGAGGAAUUGGAAAGUGAUCUUAUCCGUUCUGAGAAGCAAAGUGAAAAAUUUCGCAAGCUCUAUCUUACAGAGCAGGAACAGAAAUUGGACCUCGAAAGUAGUCUUAAGAACUGCAAGAUUGACCUGGAGACCAGUCAUAAGGCAUUGCUUGAUCUUCAAGAGCAACACCGGUUGGCUCUCUCCACAUUGAAGAAUAAGGAAUUUGUAAUCUCAAAGCUGCUACAAUCAGAAAGUUCCAUAAUUGAUCGUGCAAAGGAGUUAAGAUCAGAUUUGCAAGAUGCAUCUCAGGAUUUAAGUUUGUUGUUCAGGAAAUUAGACUACAAAAGCAGGAUGGAAGCAGAGAACCAUGAUAUUGUCUUGACGUUUGGCUCUCAACUUGAUCAAAGCUUGAAAAACUUGCAUAGGACUAUCCUGGGCUCAGUUUCUCAACAACAGCAAGAAAUAAGAUGCAUGGAAGAACAUGUCUCCUUGUUUCUUGCAAGUAAAAAUGAUGCAACAGAGAGUCUGCGUUUGAAGGUUGAAAAGAUGACGACGACGCAUAGUUUAGGACUGUCUGCAUUGACUGAUUAUGCCAAUAAACUACAGAUGAAAGCCGCCUCUGACCAUGAUCAAAUAAAUUGUAAAAUAGCAUCAGAGACAAAGGGCAUUCAGGAAUAUAUAGUCAAGUUAGUAUUGGAGGCCAAGGAGAUCAUCAGAGACAUCCAUCAUGCUCUUACUGAACAGAAAGAAAUACUGGCAUUUUCUGCACAGCGACAGGAAGAGGGAUUACGAAGAAGUUUGGUAUCUGCGCACGUAGUAUCCAAGGCAACCAUGGACUUUUUCGGUGAUGUUCACAGUCAUGCUACUGAAAUCAAGUCAAUCAUUGAAGAAUGCCAUGCUGAAAGGAUCUGCCAACUGAAUGAUUUUGAGAAGAAAUUUAAGGAAGAGGCAGCGCGAGAGGAAAGACUGGCUUUGGAGCAAGUUGCCGCAAUUUUGGCAAAUUUGACAUCUAAGAAAAAUAAAAUGGUCUCAGAGGCAUCAAACGGUAUAAUCGACUUAAAUACAAGGGAAGAGCAGAGAUUGCAUCAUCAAACUACCAACAUGCAGCAUAUUGCAGCUGAUGCUAGGAAAGAGUUGACUAAAUACAUAGUAGAGGCAGAAAACAAUUUCUUGGAAGAUACAUUUUCGGUGGGUGAGUCCAGGGCUGUAUUGGACAGCUGCUUUGAAGAGUGUUCAAAGGUUGUGGAUAAUUCCAGGAGACAAUGGGAGAAUGCUGCAUCUGCCAUAAACGAGUUCAAGAAUGUUAGUAUAGACAAGAUAGCAUCUCUUGUGAGGGAAAAUAUAGGCGAAAACCAGGAUUUAUGUGAACGAUUUAGAUCUGCAUCUUCCUCCACGGAUAGAGAUUUUGCUUCUAGAGUUGGUGAUAUGGUCACUGCUAUUUGUGAUUCACUACAAUUGGAUCGUGACUAUAAGGAGAAAUUAGACUCCACGGCAGCCUCAUGCAUGGGUCAGCUAAAGUCGAUUGCAGAGAAGCAUGGAGUGGGCGUUUCGGAAAUCCGAAGCAAAGCAGAACAGUGCCUCACAAAAGAUUAUCUGGUUGAUGAGCCCACGUCCACAACCCCUAGGAGACGGGUCAAAACGGUUCCAAGUUUAGCGUCCAUUGAGGAGAUGCGGACGCAGUUGAGCGAAGGAAAUUCGGAGAACGAAAUCAGAGGCGACCGGACAGAAGGCAAGCUCCACCAGCCAAUAGAUUUACAGCCGCCCGAUAGACCUCCUUUUGCAGAUAUGAAUGGUGAGUUGUACUGAGGAAGGCGGUUUUAGCAGACUGUGAUCCGGCAUGCUUGUUCAAGUGUCAAAGAGGCAAAACUUGCGCUCAUUGACUGAUGAGCAGCAACACUAGAUUGAGUCCUAACAGCAAGUACUAGCUAGCUAUGGAAAGUUUCUCCUCUUCUCUCUUCGGACAAGUCAUUUGUAAGUAAGUAUUGUAACAACUUGUUCAAUGAUUCCAUGGAAAUGAUUAAA
Molecule: messenger RNA, 3529 nt
Organism: Syzygium oleosum
Lineage: Eukaryota; Viridiplantae; Streptophyta; Magnoliopsida; Myrtales; Myrtaceae
Product: kinesin-like protein KIN-5B
Exons: 24
Coding region: 164-3313 (1049 amino acids)
Biological process (GO): microtubule-based movement
Molecular function (GO): microtubule binding; ATP binding; plus-end-directed microtubule motor activity
Source: RefSeq, a predicted model, not a curated record